AUGGCAAACAGAGGAAUAUCGUGGGACCCGUUGGUGCAUAGCAUUCAAGAUUUGAAGGAAGAAGGAAGCAAAAGACUACCAAAGAUGUACCGAGGCAAGUACACCUACACUCAGGAGCCUUUAUUUAUAUUGGGCAAUGCAGACUACUAUAACGAGGGUGCUAUGGAUUUAAUCACCUUGCGAGAAAACGAAGAAGCGUUCAACUACUUCAAGAUUCAACCUCGUAUUCUUGUCAAUGUAGACAAUGUCGAUAUAUCCGGCGAGAUUUUCGGGUUCAAGACAGCUUUGCCUUUGGCCAUCGGCCCCGCGGCGAUGCAUAAACUUGCACACCCAGACGGCGAGCUUGCAACAUCUCGGGCUGCCGCCAAUAUAGGCGUCUGCAUGGGUCUGUCCUCGUAUGCGACAGAAUCAAUUGAGAAUGUCGCAGCAGUGGGGAAGGGCAACCCGUAUGUGAUGCAGCUUUCUGUGUUGAAAGAUCGAAACACGACGCUUCAGAUGCUGCAAAGGGCAGAGGCCUGCGGAUACAAGGCAGUAUUCCUAACUUCGGAUGUCCCCAUGUUGGGAAGGCGUCUCAACGAAUACCGCAACAGCUUCAUUCUCCCCGACGACAUGUCAUGGCCCAAUCUGCUCUCUGAUGGCAAGAGUGAGCUUAAUGGGUCAGCUAACCGUGGUGCAAAUGGCGAGGAGAUCAUUCGACGUCUUAACCACGACUACGAUGCUUCCUUGGACUGGGCAACGGCCAUUCCUUGGUUGCGAAAGCACACGAAACUACAAAUCUGGGUCAAGGGUAUCUACAGCGUCGACGAUAUGCAAGCUGCUAUUGAAUACGGCGUAGAUGGCGUCCUCAUCUCCAAUCAUGGUGGCAGGCAGCUCGACGGGGUUCCCGCCACCAUCGAUGUCUUGCGACAGUGUGCCCCAGUGGCGGCUGGUGCAAUCCCAAUUGCUCUAGAUGGCGGCAUUCGACGAGGUACCGACAUCUUCAAGGCGCUUGCAUUGGGCGCAUCUCACUGCUUUGUUGGUAGAAUCCCUAUCUGGGGCUUAGCGUAUAAUGGGCAAGAGGGCAUUGAGUUGGCCUUCAAGAUUCUCAUGCACGAAUUCAAAGUGGCAAUGGCUUUAGCAGGGACCGUGUCUGAUAUCACCCGCGAUCGGAUUUCUUACAAAAAGUCUGACGGAAGUUUGGCAAGACUUUGA
Molecule: messenger RNA, 1191 nt
Organism: Clonostachys byssicola
Lineage: Eukaryota; Fungi; Ascomycota; Sordariomycetes; Hypocreales; Bionectriaceae
Source: the annotation of a GenBank genome assembly